AUGAACAAUAACCCAGAAGCCGACGUUCUCUGGUGGGAUGCGCAUUCCUAUUACGUCCUAUGCCCGUAUUGCGAGGGUGUCCAUCGCCAUGGCAUGAAUUGGGAUGGACCCCAGUCGCGAGUCUCACAUUGCGAGAACGCAGAAAGCUAUAUCUGCUGCUUUCCUAUCAAUGACCAGGGCCAGGUUGCUUAUGAGAUUGAUAAGAAAGAAGGGCGAUAUGUGAAUAUCUGCGCUGCCGGUGGUGCGGGCACCGAUGAAAUAGAUUUGUUGUCACAAGGAUUUAGUAGGAUGGUCAGCAUUAGCAGAGAAGAAGCUGAGAUUGGAGUGACUGAUCCAAAUAUCUACGAUGACUCCAAUGAAAUGAUAACUAUCGAUUUAAAGGAUGGCUCGAAGCCGUUAGAACAAAAAAGGAUCGUCUUUGCUAUCAGUGCCUGCGCCAGCGGAAGAACGGCAGCGGUUCGAGAGUAUCUGGAGUCUUCUGUUGAACCUCAAAUCUUCAUCCACGGACGAAAACCGGAUGGUGAUAUCACACUCAUCAUGGCAGCAGCGGAAGCAAGUCCAACCAUGGUGUCGCUGCUUCUCGACCACGGAGCCCAGGUGAAUACCGUCAAUCGCAAUGGACGGAGCGCGCUCAUGGAGGCAGCACUCUGGGGCAGACUGGGCAAUGUGAAGCUGCUUCUGGAGCAUGGAGCGGAUGAGAAUUUGCGCGAUGAGAAAAACUGGCUUGCCAUCGACCUGGCUCGACCGACUCACAGGAAUCGACGUGAGAGAUACGAGCGAGCCGGAGGAGACCUUUCGCCUACCUCUAAUCAAGAGCCAGCUUAUCGGGAGGAUAACUUCAAAAGAGAUAUCGAUCGCCAAAGCAUUGUCCGCCUUCUGGGUGGAGAGGACAGGAAGUCGAAUAUUGUUUACGGCAGUCCCCUGACAGUAUCGCGGUGCGAAGAAUACUCCUUUAAGCGGUCACCAAUGAAGAACUCGAUCAUGCUGCAGGGCCCCAUUGCAAACUAUCCCAUUACUGGGCCGAGAAAAACCAUCGCACGGUUAGAAAGAGGCGGCCAAUUUGCAUCUGUUGCAGCUAUGAGUGGUUGGUCUCAUGAUUUGCUGCAGCUCGUCAGAGUCAGUGGUCGGCAGUGGACAAGGGAGGUUUUUUAUCUCUCACGUAUCGUUGGCCACAAUUUGGCCUGCGAUGAUUUUGAUCAAGGUAUACCGGGCCAAUACCAUGCCUGCCAUGCAGAAAAGCAACUAAUCGCAUAUUUCGUCGACCGUCAUGUUUUUCUCCCACGCGACACCGUUUCAGACCCCGAACUUGAAGCAGAAAUCGAGUGGGUGGAGGACCAGUUGGACACAGGUCCUGAAACCGAAGAGCUGACUGCUUUGGAACGUCAGUUGGAUACUUUGAAUCAUCGGAAAGAACGGCACACAGCCCUUAUUGAUAUGUCCAACGCCAGACCGCCGGUGUCAUUGACUGAAGCGGUGAUAUUGAUCAGUUCCCCUGUCUGUGAGGACUGCAUGGAGUUUGAAAACAAGGUUAAUCAGGUUCUUGGGCUAUCAAUACAACUGUUUGCAGCAUGCUAA
Molecule: messenger RNA, 1575 nt
Organism: Aspergillus wentii DTO 134E9
Lineage: Eukaryota; Fungi; Ascomycota; Eurotiomycetes; Eurotiales; Aspergillaceae
Product: ankyrin repeat domain-containing protein
Exons: 1
Coding region: 1-1575 (524 amino acids)
Molecular function (GO): protein binding
Source: RefSeq, a predicted model, not a curated record